AUGGCCCCUCCGACAAUGCCAGCUAUGUCAACAGCCCAUGGUAACCUGCGGCAAGAUGAACUGGUGGAGCUGGAGUCUUCCAAAAUGAGAGAGCGCAUGUAUGCGCCGAACCCGUAUGCGCAGAGCGUGCGGUCCGCGCCCACCGAUUUUAGUGCAUAUAUGCGCCAAAAUCGAUACCUGGGUGACAUGCGCAAGUACACAGGCGGCAAGAGCUCCUGUGCCGCAUGGUCCCAGCCCCCCGCCUCACUCAGCCGGCUGUACAUCACCUCCGCGUCCGACCCCAGUGCUUCUACGGCGGCUCCAUCGACAAUACCGACAGCCCGCGCCGGACCUCACACUGUACGGGCCUACAACUUCUUGCGCAAGUUCGCGCGGCGGAUGUUGUCCUACUGCGGCAAGUUCGCCCGCGUUCGUGCCCGCCACGCAACGCGUGCAGGCGCAUCGAACGGCCCGGUUCAAAUCAACGCGCCGGACCUGAAGUACAGCACGCAGGACGACGGUGCAGGGGAGUCGGAAGUGGUGCCGCAGCUUGUGGACGAAGACCACAAGCGCUCCGAGAUCGAGGAGGGCGAGGGCCCCGCUGCGGGCGCGCAGAUGAGGGAUGAGUGGCGCAGGUAG
This is a messenger RNA of Epithele typhae, 618 nucleotides long. RefSeq lists its product as uncharacterized. Bases 1 to 618 code for a protein of 205 amino acids. The record is from RefSeq and is a predicted model, not a curated record. Lineage: Eukaryota; Fungi; Basidiomycota; Agaricomycetes; Polyporales; Epitheliaceae. The transcript is spliced from 7 exons.